Messenger RNA from Phytophthora nicotianae INRA-310, 369 nucleotides. RefSeq lists its product as hypothetical. The annotation marks the transcript as partial. NCBI's taxonomy places the organism in Eukaryota, Oomycota, Peronosporomycetes, Peronosporales, Peronosporaceae. The record is from RefSeq and is a predicted model, not a curated record. The transcript has a single exon.
AUGUCCCAAGACGACCGUCGGAACCCACGGUUCGCGUGCCGUGAGCGUAGUCCUGGUUCUGAGGACGAGGCCAAGGCCCGGAGCUUCCACAGUGUGUCUGGGAGCUCCGUGGAAUGGCACACUCCAGUGCCAAGCGAGCGCAGGGUUGACAGCCUACACUCGUUCGCUAGUGAUCACGUUGAGCAUGGGUCAAAGACGCCUGCGCGCUCUGAGAUCCCUGCCGACAAGGCGAAGGGCUCGGCCAAUGCUGGCGGCGACGAGGGAGGGAAACCUCCGAAGAACCUCUCGCUUGCCGAGGGCCUUCAACGUGCUCAGGCUGCUAAAGCCGCAGCCGCUGAAGCCCAGCACUCAAAGAAGCGCAUGGCUUCU